Pterocles gutturalis (yellow-throated sandgrouse) is the source of this 535-nucleotide messenger RNA. RefSeq names its product ufm1-specific protease 2. The record is from RefSeq and is a predicted model, not a curated record. The transcript is spliced from 3 exons. The annotation marks the transcript as partial. NCBI's taxonomy places the organism in Eukaryota, Metazoa, Chordata, Aves, Pterocliformes, Pteroclidae.
GUCUUAAAUAUUCUCCCUUAUACUUUGCAGGGUACAGAAUCUCCUGGUGAAAGCAAUUCACAGGCAAUUAACUGACAUGGAAAGAUGUAUCAUGAAAUAUAUGAAGGGAACAUCAAUUGUCGUACCAGAACAAUUUCAUUUCAUGUUACCAGGAAAAAAUCAUCUUGUAACAAUCUCGUAUCCAACAGGUAUUUCAGAUGAUCAACUGGAAAGCUAUAGAAAGGAAUUGCAUGGGUUAUUCAAUCUGCCUUGUGACAGACCAUAUUUCAGGAGAGCAAAUGCUUAUCAUUUUCCAGAUGAACCAUAUAAAGAUGGAUAUCUCAGAAAUCCACAUUUACAUCUUAAUUCACCUGGUACAGAGUCUGGUAUGAUUUAUUCAGUACAUGGUGUGUAUAGUUAUCACCAUUAUAUGCAGGAUCGGAUUGAUGACAGUGGUUGGGGCUGUGCCUAUCGGUCUUUGCAGACAAUCUGCUCUUGGUUCAAGCACCAAGGUUACCUUGAUACGCCUAUACCAACACACAAGGAAAUUCAACAG